Mesitornis unicolor (brown roatelo) is the source of this 1344-nucleotide messenger RNA. It is a transcript of the gene TMEM65, whose product is annotated as transmembrane protein 65. The record is from RefSeq and is a predicted model, not a curated record. The transcript is spliced from 7 exons. Bases 4 to 480 code for a protein of 158 amino acids. Lineage: Eukaryota; Metazoa; Chordata; Aves; Mesitornithiformes; Mesitornithidae. Gene Ontology annotation, cellular component: mitochondrion. Gene Ontology annotation, biological process: regulation of cardiac conduction; cardiac ventricle development.
CUAAUGGCAGAGGGCUCGGGGAAACCCAUCCUUUGCUGCGGCUGCUACGCUGAAGGACGGUCUUCAGAAAAGCUGGAGGUUGCACCACCAUCUCCAGGACAACUGAAACAUGUGUUCUUCCACAAUGCAUUACCUUUUGUAGGGUUUGGAUUUUUGGAUAAUGCAAUUAUGAUUGCUGCGGGAACUCAAAUAGAAUUGUCGAUUGGAGUUGUCCUAGGAAUUUCAACUAUGGCAGCUGCUGCUUUGGGAAACCUUGUUUCAGAUUUAGCUGGACUGGGUCUUGCAGGUUAUGUAGAAGCUUUAGCUUCCCGGCUGGGUCUGUCCAUCCCUGACCUGACGCCCAAACAAGCUGAUAUGUGGCAAACGCGGCUCAGUGCACACUUGGGUAAAGCUAUCGGAGUGACCAUUGGCUGCAUUUUAGGAAUGUUUCCUUUGUUGUUCUUUGGCGAUGAGGAAGAAAAACUGGAAGAAAAAAAUUAACCUUUUUACAAGACGUAUACAAAUGUAAACUACUGUACCUCAAUUACUCAGUUACGCUGUCAAUAUUUAGGAAUUAACAGACAGUAAAAAAAAAUGUAUAGACUUGGGAACAAAACCUUCAGCAUGUCGUUUUAUGGAAACACUAAUUUAUUGUGGCUUUGUUGUGUUCAGUACUUCUUUUUAUAAGAUAUCAUCUGACUUUUUAUUUAAUUGUAAAUUUUUGAAGUGUUUUCACUUAUGGCAACUGAUGUUUACCACUUUCCCCUUUGACCUUAUUCUUUAAUGGAUUAUUAAAGUAAUAAUCCACCAUAGAGGACAGUAUCACUCUUGAGUUGCAUAUUGGUUGCUUAACAGUUGUAAUUGCAUGACAAAUUUCACUGCUGUUCAUCAGGUCCUUCAAUGCAGAUGACUGAGGAGGUCAGUGAGGAGUGAUUUGAAGCCCUUCACUUUGCAGGAUGACUGGUUGCCCCCUCACCAGCCGUCGUUUUGCACUGCCCUUAGAUAGGUAUUUCAGUGAUCUGCCACAGUCUGGUUUGCAUUUUUUCACAAUUCUGACUAAGUGUCUCUGAAUUGUCUUCUGAGAUGAUAAUUUUAAUGCUUUGACAAGGUAAGUGUUUCCAGUGUAGGCUCUUUAUCAAGUCCAUUUUUUAGUGAUGUUUUAACACCUGUACUUCCACACUUAUGCCUUUUUUCUCCUUUGUAAACAGUAUCUUGAGAAUUGAGUUGAGAUAUCCUUACACUUGACUUCCUGAGUUUUGAGUUUGGUAUUAAAGAAUUCAGACCAAAUGUUUCAAAACCACAAAUAACUGGUUUUUAAUUGUUCUGCUGAAAAUAAGGUGUGAAUAAUUGAUUGGGUGGAUGAGG